Wyeomyia smithii (pitcher-plant mosquito) is the source of this 2403-nucleotide messenger RNA. RefSeq lists its product as uncharacterized. The transcript has 4 exons. The record is from RefSeq and is a predicted model, not a curated record. Bases 165 to 2318 code for a protein of 717 amino acids. NCBI's taxonomy places the organism in Eukaryota, Metazoa, Arthropoda, Insecta, Diptera, Culicidae.
GUCAAAUCGAAAAGAAAGACGUAUCGUAAUUAACGGGUCGGCUUACGAAUGUGUACCUCAAAAAAGUUGCAUCCCCUCAAAAAAUAGUGUUCUAGUAAUACAAAAACAUUUCUCUGACUUGUAUAACGAAUAAGUAAGUUACGGUCAAUCGAACGCGAGCAAAGAUGGCCGCCAAAACAAGCAUUAUUGACGAAAGCGCCGAUGAUGGUGUCCCAGCCGAUUUUUGGAACGAGGUACUCGAUAGUUUCGAUGUUAUGGAUGCCGAUGAAGGUAGCGAAGAAGCGAAACAGGCUGCAGAAGAAGCUGCCCGAAAGAAAAAGGAAGAUGAUCUUGAAAAGGUAAGAAAGUUCAACGAGGCAUGGAACAUUGCUCCGGCGGUAGAAGAAACCCGGAUUGUUGUGGAAAAAAGAACUGAACCGGAAGAAGAUUCGAAACCUGCAGCACCUCCGGAGAAAAAUCCCGAUCCUGUUGAACGAUCUAACUCGCCUGACUGUUCUAUUGUUGCUGAGGAAAGCGAAGUUAUAACUGUAGAGGAAGACCCUACACCAGUUGCGGAAAAUUCGGUAGUAGUAAUUCCGGCAGAAGUCCCACAGAAAGAUCCCAGACUAGCACGCCUGGAGGAGAACAAUCGCAUUCAAAGUCCUUCUAGUCCUACUCAGGAAGCACGAAGCAAUGUAUUAGUUGCUUCUUCGCAAAGGUAUUUUCACCAUGAUACAGAACGUGUAGAACGUCAACGGGAAGAGCAGCUACGUAAAGAUCGAGAAAAUUUCGAACGAGCUAGAAGUCGAUUGAGAUCACGUAGUCCCGGAGUAUACCUACGCCGAUCUAUGUCUGAUGAAGAAGAUGAUAUUGGCAGGCCAGCAUUUCGCAGACACGAACGCAGUCGUUCCAGACGGCGUUCAAGAAGUUGGGAACGGAAAGAUAGACGAUCUAGAAGCCGAGGUAGAAGGAGCCGCAGCAGGAGACGCAACUCUCGAUCGCGCAGUCGAACCUACAGUCGACGACGAUCUACAUCUAGAUCUAGGUCUCGAUCGCAAUCUCGACGUCGCACAACGAAAACCGCGGCUGAAGAUCCAACAGCAAUGAUGGGUCAAAUGUCGGCGAUGAUGCAAAUGAUGACCGAUCCCAAGAUGAUGAUUCAGAUGAAUCCGAUGAUGGCGAUGAUGAUGCAAAUGAAUCCCAUGAUGGCAGCAGCAACUGCUGCUGCUCAAAAAGCCACAGAAAUGGCAGGCGCAAGCAGCGCGGAACAACAGGAUAAAAAGGACGAUAUUACCGCACAGUUAUUCUUGGAAAAUAAAAUUAAUUUAUCUGAUUAUCUUGCUUCAAGACAUCCUGGAGCGGGUAAAAGGUCUACGAGAGUUAAUCAUAAAGUUGUUCAACAUAUAAAGGAAGCGAUAUCAAUUUUAGAUAAACAAGAAACGAAAGUCCAAUCGGCACGAUUUCUGUACGUAGCUCCAACAUACCACACAGAUCUAAAAAAACUAGACAAUCGUUCCCCGUUGAUUUGGAAUGAUCAAAAUGUUCUGUAUGCCUCGACAUGUAAAUCAAAGGAUGUAGCCCUAUGCGAGCCAUUCCGUAAUGUGAACCACAAAAUGAAACAAAUGAUUGAAAGGCUAGGCUUAGACGAAGGCAACAUUUCUCAAAGGUUGGCACAAUUUAAAAAAGCGGAAGCUAGUGCUCAAUCCGUGGCAGAUGUCGGUACUAUUCAGGCCAUUACUAUUGUUCCUGUCCGUGGUGGCGCUACAACUAAACGCCUAAUUGACCGAUCAAUACAAACAGAAACUCUAAGCUGCUCAGAGUGCAUUCAACGCCGUAGCAAAACGUACAUCUCAGUCAACACACAAACCGCGAACCGAGCACGCAUGAUUGAAAUAAGUGUCCAAACGGAUCGCGAUCGUGAUAUAGAGUUGAAUUCGAUGAAUGAACUUAACGCAAAUCAAGUCAAGAUUCUUAACGAAAUCAUGAAGUACAUGAAAAAACGGCAAGUAUCGGGAACAAUUGGUAAUCUAAAAAACAACUUGGAGCGGGACAUUCCAGAAUUACGCAACCAGCAUUUGAAUGCCGGUCUCCACUAUGUGUCGGAAAUAAUGGAACGAAACGAAAGAAACGCAAAUCGCUAUGCCAAUCCGAAUCCGUUGAAUCCAGCCGCUCGUGAAUUGGCAGCUAGAAAUCCUUUCUCAGGUAGUCGGGAUAGGCGUGGCGGAACAACCUUUCCAGACGAGGUCGUGCUGACAUCGGUAGUACCCGCUGGUUUUCGAAAGUCUCCACCACGCCGCGCCGGCAGUGGUGCAAAGUAUGGCCAUCGUCACCCAUGGUAAACUUUGCCUGUUUGAAAUAAAUCUAAUAAUUUGGAAAGAAACAAACUUACUACUUGGAAAUAAAAAACAAAACAAAUAUGUUAAA